Molecule: messenger RNA, 1657 nt
Organism: Sesamum indicum (sesame)
Lineage: Eukaryota; Viridiplantae; Streptophyta; Magnoliopsida; Lamiales; Pedaliaceae
Product: geraniol 8-hydroxylase
Molecular function (GO): iron ion binding; monooxygenase activity; oxidoreductase activity, acting on paired donors, with incorporation or reduction of molecular oxygen
Source: RefSeq, a predicted model, not a curated record
UUUCUGAAUUUUAUAUGGCAUCUCGCGCACCACGAGCACGGCAUCCUCAGGUAUAAACAAACACGAACCAUUCGCCAGUCUCCACACCAAUGGAUUUCCUCACAAUUGUUCUAGGAUUAUUGUUUACCCUCGUCUUGGUCCAUGGCCUCCAAACGCUUUCCGCCAGGGCCAAAAAGCUUCCGCCGGGGCCGACGCCACUGCCCCUCAUUGGCAGCCUCCACUUGCUUGGAGAUCAGCCCCACCAAUCCCUCGCCAAGCUUGCCAAGACCCAUGGCCCCCUCAUGUGCCUCCGCCUUGGCUUCAUAAACACGGUGGUGGUUUCCUCCGCUGCCAUGGCUAAGGAAGUCUUGCAAAAGCAGGAUCUUGUUUUUUCCAGCCGGACUAUCCCGGAUGCCAUCCAUGCCCACGACCAGUUCAAGUACUCCGUCGUCUGGCUCCCCGUGGCGUCUAGGUGGCGCAGCCUCCGGAAAGUGUUGAACUCCAACAUAUUUUCUGGCAGCCGCCUCGAUGCCAACCAGCACCUCAGAUGUAGAAAGGUGCAGGAGCUCAUCGCUUAUUGCCGGAAAAAUAGUCAGACAGGUGAACCGGUGGAUGUCGGCCGCGCGGCUUUCCGGACGUCCUUGAAUUUGCUGUCCAACACCAUUUUCUCCAAGGAUUUAACUGACCCUUUUUCGGAUUCCGCGAAAGAAUUCAAAGACCUCGUGUGGAACAUCAUGGUGGAGGCGGGCAAGCCCAACCUGGUGGAUUUCUUUCCUAUGCUUGAGAAGUUGGACCCACAAGGAAUACGGCGACGCAUGACUAUUCAUUUCGGGAAGGUGAUUGAUCUUUUCAGUGGUUUGAUCAAUGAAAGGUUGGAAAAAGGAAAGACUCAGAAUGCUGGAAACAGUGAUGUCAUUGAUAUCCUCCUCGCCACCAGCAAAGAGAACCCCGAAGAGAUUGACCGAGUUCACAUCGAACGCAUGUGCCUGGACCUAUUUGUUGCUGGAACAGAUACAACUUCGAGCACCCUAGAGUGGGCUAUGGCGGAGGCGCUCAAGAAUCCGGAGACCGUGAAGAAAGCCAAAGCUGAGCUUGAGGAAGUAAUCGGGAAAGGCAAAGUAUUAGACGAAGCAGACAUCUCUCGCCUACCUUAUCUGCGCUGCAUGGUGAAGGAGACUCUCAGAAUCCACCCGCCUGUGCCGUUCCUGAUUCCACGCAGGGUGGACCAGGACGUGGAGGUGUGUGGCUACACAGUCCCCAAGAACUCGCAAGUGUUCGUGAACGCCUGGGCUAUCGGCAGGGACCCCGACGUCUGGAAGGAUCCCCUGGAAUUCAAACCGGAGAGGUUCCUGGAAUCUGAAUUAGAUAUGAGGGGAAGAGAUUUUGAGCUGAUUCCAUUCGGCGCCGGGAGGAGGAUUUGCCCUGGAUUGCCUCUCGCUGUCAGGAUGGUGCCCGUCAUGCUGGGAUCGCUGUUGAAUUCGUUUGAUUGGAAGCUCGAGAAUGGAAUUGGACCCAAGGAGCUGGACAUGGACGAGAAGUUUGGCAUCACGUUGCAAAAGGCUCGUCCCCUUCGGGCUGUCCCCCUCCCACUCUAAAAUUUCUGUAUGUGUAUCAGAUGUCAAAAUAUUGAUAAAGCCAGACAAGGAAUAAAAAUUUAUCUUUGGUUUUGUUGGUUAUA